AUGUCUGCAUCGGAAGUGCUCCAAGCUCGCAAUGAGACAACCACUAGGCUCUAUGCAGACCCUCACAACCCCCACCUCCACCUUGAACGAGGCAUUCAGUAUGAAAAGUUGGGCUUCCCCGACCUCGCCUCUGCAGAUUCAUAUCGUGCGCUAGCACUGCUAGAGUCGGUGGUUGACCCAGAUGAGUGCGAGUUCCAUGCCAGGCGGAAGAUAGACCCUUCCCAGCAGGCUCCCAAAACGGUGGCGAAUGAAUCAGAUGACGAAGACGAAGACAACAGCACUGUGCCUAUCACCCAAGAGGAAUAUGACGCCAUCAUUGACCAGGUGUAUGUCCUUCUAGUACGCAGUCUCGUCCGCUGCGGCUGCUACCGCGAUGCAUUCGAGUUCGGCGUGCGCGGGUUGGCCCUCCUCGAGAAGAGGUCUGCAACAGCCUCAGUAGCUGCUUUGAACGUGCAGAUGGAUCGUGUGAAGGAAAUAUACAAAUAUCGCACUGGCUCUGAAACAGAAAACAUCGAUCUGGACUCAAUCGACCCCAGCGUCCUCCCUGCACAGGGCUUCGCCCGCCGUGUCCUCUAUCCCUGGAACGGGCACGAGCCUGACCGCCGUUCACCGGAGACUCUCAAAAUACUCAACGAGCGACUGGCGGUCAUUGCGCCGAAAUGUGAGGUCCGCGCAGUGGCCUUGCCAGUGCUGCAUGCCUCGGCAGAUGACGACUCGGCCGGCAUGGACGUCUCCGUGCAGCUCGGCCUCUUCGCGAAAGAAGAUAUCGCUCCAGACGAAAUCAUCCUCCGCGAGUCUUCACUGCUCACAGCAACCAACCGUCUCCACGACGAUCUCUGCGACGCAUGCAACGCACCGCUCCCAGAACUAUCCGCCGCCGAACCCCCCGUCGCCUGUGAGGGUGGCUGCGUAGAUAUCAUCUUCUGUAGCCAGAAAUGCCACGACACAGCGCAGGAGGUUUACCACGGCGCAAUCUGCGGCCUUGAGGAUGGCCUCGACUCUAUCGGGAAGGAUGUCCCCGACCCUAAGGAUAAGGCUGAUUACCUGUACCUUCUUCUGCUUGGCAGAGCCCUCGCCAUGUCCGCCACACAGGACAAGCACCCGCUCGACCUGCCCGAAAUGAAAUACAUCUGGGGCGAUUUCCAUGAUCUCGAUAUUGAGUCUGUCUCCGCGGAAACAGAGAUAACACCAACCACUGACGAUACCGCCACCCUCCCCUUCUCCUUCCAGCUGAAUGUCCUGCAGCCGGAGCGUUUCCUCGACGAAAUGGGCCUAGAUCCAUACGUCGCGCUCUACCGCUACGAUACCUGGGUUCUAAACACGCUCUUUGCUAAGUUCCGCGGCACGGCAUCAGGCCGACUUUCGACUUGGGAUGGAGGCCCGGAGCUGUGCGCUGUUCAUCCACUGUGGUGCCUUGCGAACCAUUCCUGUGAUCCUAAUGUGACCUGGGAAUGGAGUAGCGAAAUCAAUUUCCGCGUGCGGAGAGACGAUGAGACGGCUGUUUGGUCGCGUGGGCUUGAGAUGAAAGAGCUAAGGCCUGGCGGUAUUGCGAAGGAUUCGGAGAUCCUGAAUCAUUAUUGCGAUAUUAGCUUGCCCGUUCAGAAGAGAAGGGAAUGGGCUUCUGGGGCUUUGGGUGGGACUUGUUUGUGUGAUAGGUGUGUUUGGGAGGCUGGGGAGGUGGAGUAG
Molecule: messenger RNA, 1686 nt
Organism: Penicillium psychrosexuale
Lineage: Eukaryota; Fungi; Ascomycota; Eurotiomycetes; Eurotiales; Aspergillaceae
Product: putative MYND domain protein
Exons: 1
Coding region: 1-1686 (561 amino acids)
Cellular component (GO): nucleus
Molecular function (GO): protein binding
Source: RefSeq, a predicted model, not a curated record